AAUACCACGCAAUGGCAAUUGUCAAUUCGCAACCUUUCAAGGGCAUCUACGCCUUGCUCGCCAUUGGUUAUGAACUCGCGCGUCUUCCCAUCUUCUUGGUCAAAUACCUCACCAGCUAUGGUCGCCAACAUCCAGAAUGGACAUUCCGCCAAGCUCUCAUGGUCCGCGUUUUCUUCUCCGCGCUCAGCCACGUCGCGACCAUACAUGUAAAGACUGCACUUCCGCUCUCGGCCGGCAAAGAGAGCGAACGUUGGAUCACCAUCAAGCCAGCAAAAGACGACAAAUACAAAGGACCACUGCGAAGCAACCCUGAUGUCAAGCCAGUAGAAAUUGGUGCUACUUGGUACCCUGCGCCACUCACCGCUACCAGCGACAAGAGCAACAUCAAGCUUAUCCUACACAUUCACGGUGGCGCAUUUGUGAUUGGCGAUGGACGAUCACAGGACAGUGGUCCUUUUGCUCAGAAGCUGCUCAAACACGCUGGCGCUACGCACGUCUUGUGUCCUCAGUACCGUCUCUCGACCCUUCCUGCUUCAAAGACGUCGAACCCGUUCCCGGCGGGUCUCGUGGACAGCUUGACAACCUACCUCUACCUCAUCAACGACCUCCACAUCUCGCCAAAGGACAUUGUGAUCUCCGGUGACUCAGCUGGAGGAAAUCUCGCCAUCGCCUUGGUUCGCUACAUCACCGAGCACGGCCCUGAUCUGGAUAUCCCCAGUCCAUCCGCCGCUCUCCUGUGGUCUCCAUGGAUCGACCCUUCUGACGAUAGCUGCUCUUUCGUACACGACAACGCAAACUACGCCACCGACUACCUCUCAUCUGCAUUCACCCUAUGGGGAGUGCACGCAUACGCCGGUCUGCCUGGUCUCAAGACGCUAUCACAACCAUACGUCAACAACAAGCUCAAGAUGUUCAAGACUGAGGUGCCAUUGUGGGUUCACGCUGGUGGCGCGGAGAUGUUGUUCGCCGAUGACAAGGAGUGGGCGGAGAACAUGAAGAAAGCUGGAAACGAUGUGACUUGGGCGGUUGAGAAGCAUGCGCCACAUGAUAUCAUGGCUGUAGGGCAUAUGAUGGGCUUUCAGAAGGAGGCAGUCAACUCAGCUAAGCAGGCUGGUGAGUGGUUGAGGAGUCUGAAGAAGUAGCGAGUAAACAAGUCAGCAGAUAGCACAGGCAGGUAACCGUUCAACUCUUCAAGAUU
Molecule: messenger RNA, 1198 nt
Organism: Parastagonospora nodorum SN15
Lineage: Eukaryota; Fungi; Ascomycota; Dothideomycetes; Pleosporales; Phaeosphaeriaceae
Exons: 1
Coding region: 12-1142 (376 amino acids)
Molecular function (GO): hydrolase activity
Source: RefSeq, a predicted model, not a curated record